Leptinotarsa decemlineata (Colorado potato beetle) is the source of this 1503-nucleotide messenger RNA. Its product is annotated as beta-1,3-galactosyltransferase 1. The record is from RefSeq and is a predicted model, not a curated record. Gene Ontology annotation, molecular function: hexosyltransferase activity. Lineage: Eukaryota; Metazoa; Arthropoda; Insecta; Coleoptera; Chrysomelidae. Gene Ontology annotation, biological process: protein O-linked glycosylation. Gene Ontology annotation, cellular component: Golgi membrane.
GUACCGUAGUAUUUGCAGUGCAAUUGUAAUCAUUUUUGUUUUGCAGUGAGUCGUGUAAAAACUCCUCUUCAUCGAUAAAAUUGUAAAAGGCUUCAUUGAACCGUAAUGUAAAGUUGAUAACAUUUUUCCACAUAAAUUCACAAAUUUGAAUACCUUAUCAGUAUAGCAUUUCAGUUCAGUCUAGAACAAUAGACGGUUAGGUGUAGGCAUGUAGUUGUUGAUGUUGGGUUCACCUUUUCCAUAAAACGUACGUCAUGACGAACAUUCCAGCAAUGGGAAAACACAAACUGUUUUUGAUCAUUUUGGUAUCCAUGGCAAUACUGUUAAUGUUGGCUAUGCACGUAACUAAUUCUAAUGAUGUCAAUAUUCCUACCGAGUAUCAGCAUAUCCAUUUGAAACAUAUUAACAAAAAUCUCGAAGAAUUACAAUCUGAUCCAGACUACUCCAAACUAAUAAACAUAAGCUUUUCUUUCAUGCAUUUACCAUUAGUUUGUAAAGACGAAUCGCCACUCUUCAUAGUUAUAGUUCACACAGCUCCUGGUAAUUUUGAAAAACGAAAAGUUAUCAGACAAACUUGGGCAGAUAAAGCAAACAAAGUCAAGGUAUUGUUCGCGACAGGACUGGUAACUGAUGAGAAUGUCCAAAACAAAAUCGAGGAAGAGUACGAAACCGAAGGAGACUUCCUACAAGGUAAUUUCAUCGAUAGUUACCACAAUCUAACCUAUAAACAUGUGAUGUUAUUGAAGUAUAUGGUUCACCACUGUCCCAACGUGCAAUAUCUCGUUAAAUUGGAUGACGAUGUAUUCGUCAACAUGCCCAACUUGAAGACAUUCCUGCAUUUAUAUGACAUAGAAAACAAAGAUUCUGAAAAAAUAUUGUGUUCCAGAAUGUAUGGAAAUCCUGUAUUACGUGAAGGUAGGUGGGGUGUUCCUAUCGAAGAGUAUCCUGAUUCAUUUUACCCCUACCACUGUUCUGGCUUUGCCGUCAUCUACCCAAGAGCUGCUAUAUUUAAGUUGAAUUCCGAGGCCCAAAAAACUAACUAUUUUUGGAUAGACGACGUAUUUGUGAGUGGAAUUCUUGCCAAGGGAGCGAAAAUCACCCAUACGGGCAUUGAAAAUUUGAUUUUGAGCAAUAACGAUGUUAUUAACAUCGUCGACAAACAUUUUGUAAACAUCACCAAACCUUUCCUGUUCGGCAGAAUGAAUUUGGAUCCACAUCAGAUAAAGUCGUUAUGGGAUUUUGUUAGCCAUCAUACCCCCAAAGUCAGUAUAUUGGAAUAUCUUGGAUGACCUAUCACUUAGAAGGUGUAUUAGUUUUUCCUUGUCAAAGAUGUGAAUGAUGGUUCCACUGGAGAAACAGUUUUUCUUGUUACAAGAACUAUUUCGGAUAGUAUUAUUGAGAGAAAAAGUGACGUAUUUCUGUCCAUAUUUAUGAUAUAAUAUUUAUGAGUAAAUGUUAUUUAUAUAUUUGUUAAUUUGAGAUUAAUAUAAUUUCUUCGUUGUA